AUGAAAGAUUGGCACAAAGAUGACCACACCAGUGCAUGUUUUGAAAAUGAACAGAGUAGCCAGAAUUACGUAAACAGGAACGACCACGGGAAAGGAGGCGAGUACGUAUGUUUGGGUGAACAGGUAAGUCGGAUUGAUUUCCCCAAACGAAGUGAAGCACCCAACGGCGGCAGUGGUAAAUUCCCACGGAACGGGAAGAGCUUAACUGAGAUGAACAGAAGUAACAAUAACAAUGCCGGGGGGAGUGGAGAAAAUGAGAAAAUGGUGGAAAGCGAUAUAAAUAGAUCCUCAAGUAGGUCUUACAAACUGGGUAAUGUAGUGGGUAAUGGAAGCUUUGGAGUCGUAUAUGAAGCCAUCUGUCUGGAUACAUCGGAGAAGGUAGCUAUCAAGAAGGUACUACAAGAUCCACAGUACAAAAACAGGGAGUUGCUAAUAAUGCAGAACCUGAACCAUGUGAAUAUCAUCUUUCUGAAGGAUUACUACUACACAGAGUGUGUAAGAAAGAAUGAAAAAAAUAUUUUCUUGAAUGUAGUGAUGGAGUUCAUUCCACAGACAGUACACAAAUAUAUGAAGCACUAUGCGAGGAACAACCAUUCCUUACCUCUCCUUCUGGUGAAGCUUUACUCCUAUCAACUCUGUAGAGCACUAGCCUAUUUGCACUCUAAGUUUAUUUGCCACCGAGAUUUGAAACCGCAGAAUUUACUUGUAGAACCGAACACACAUACGCUGAAGCUCUGUGAUUUUGGUAGUGCGAAGAACUUGCUAGGUGGCCAACGGAGCGUUUCCUAUAUUUGCUCCAGGUUUUAUCGUGCGCCGGAACUCAUGUUGGGCGCCACCAAUUACACCACGCACAUCGACUUGUGGUCCCUCGGCUGCAUAAUCGCCGAGAUGAUUUUAGGUUACCCUCUCUUCUCCGGCCAGUCGAGCGUCGAUCAGUUAGUUAGAAUUAUCCAGGUCUUAGGUACACCGACGGAGGAGCAGAUGAAAAUCAUGAACCCGAACUACGCAGAUGUCAAAUUCCCUGAUGUGAAACCGAAGGAUUUGAAAAAGGUCUUUCCAAAGGGAACCCCCGAGGAUGCCAUAAACUUUGUGUCGAGAUUCCUCAAAUACGAACCCCUGAAACGGCUGAGCCCAAUCGAAGCCCUGGCAGAUCCCUUCUUCGAUGAUUUGAGGGAUCCCUGUAUCAAGUUACCGAAGUACAUCGAGAAGCUACCCGAUCUGUUCAAUUUCACCGAUGCGGAAAUCAAAGAAAUGUCUGACGCCUGCAGGCGGAAGCUGACAUCCAAAUGUACGUACGAGGCAUACAAAGAGUACCUAAUGAGUAAGACAAAUGAAGCCUCCAACAUGGCUGAAAAGUUGAGCAAGGAAUUUGGAGAAUCUAAUAUAGAGGCUAAAUCCAAUCGUGCUGUGAACCUCGCCUGA
This is a messenger RNA of Plasmodium knowlesi strain H, 1422 nucleotides long. Its product is annotated as glycogen synthase kinase 3, putative. NCBI's taxonomy places the organism in Eukaryota, Apicomplexa, Aconoidasida, Haemosporida, Plasmodiidae. The record is from RefSeq and is a predicted model, not a curated record. The coding region runs from base 1 to 1422 and encodes 473 amino acids. Gene Ontology annotation, cellular component: cytoplasm. Gene Ontology annotation, biological process: signal transduction; protein phosphorylation. The transcript is spliced from 7 exons. Gene Ontology annotation, molecular function: ATP binding; protein serine/threonine kinase activity.